Phycodurus eques (leafy seadragon) is the source of this 4290-nucleotide messenger RNA. RefSeq names its product TAFA chemokine like family member 5, like (gene tafa5l). Bases 384 to 782 code for a protein of 132 amino acids. The transcript is spliced from 5 exons. Lineage: Eukaryota; Metazoa; Chordata; Actinopteri; Syngnathiformes; Syngnathidae. The record is from RefSeq and is a predicted model, not a curated record.
CCCACCCCCCUUUCAUAGAGCGCCCAUCUUUCAUCAGAAGCACUCGAUUCCGCCAAACUAGACCCACAGCAGCGAUAACUUGGACACAUCCGCUGACAUUGUGUGCUUGUGUGCUUGUGUGUGUUCUGCAAGGCUGAAUCGGAUUUGCAUUUCACUGAGGGAAUUUUUCUUUUGGGAGGUGGUGGUGGGCACAAAAAAGGGAUUUUUAUUAAUUUGCGCCUGUUAAUUUCCCCCUAAUCGGCCCCCUCCCUGGCUUUAUUAGCAUAAAAUGGAUGCCGUCGACAGGAUGCGGAGGCGCCCUUGGAUUAGCCGCUGAUGUGAUUGACAGCUGAGGGUGGCACAAAGUUUUGGAUAAUCCAGACAGGGGCAGAAAAGGGUGCAGGAUGCAGUCUGGCGUGAAGACGCUCUCAGCAGGUGGAGGUGCUUCCCUCUGUUGCCUUCUGCUCCUCUGGCUCAUCUACUCCCAUCUGCUCCGAGAGGGCCAGUUGGCGGUGGGAACCUGCGAGAUAGUGAUGCUCAACAGGGACAGCAGCGUUCCCAGACGGACCGUCGCCAGGCAGACGGCCCGCUGCGCCUGCCGGAGAGGUCAGAUCGCCGGCACCACACGGGCGAGGCCAGCGUGUGUUGAUGCGCGAAUCGUGCGGAGUCGUCAGUGGUGUGAGAUGACUCCCUGUGUGGAGGGCGAGGUCUGCAGCCUCCUUUUCAACCGCUCGGGAUGGACCUGCACCAGGAGCAGCGGACGCAUCAAGACCGUCACGCCUUUGCCCAAGGAGCCAUCGUAGGAUGCAGCGGUGGGGGAAAAAGACAACAUGGAAGUUCCCAGAUCCAUGCCGUGAGGUGAGCUGUGGCCAAUCACUACAGAAGAUUACGUCUGUCCAACAAAAAAGUUUCACAAACCCGACACCACGCCUUCAGCGUCUCUACUUUUGGCUUUUUCUUUUCUGGUAGUUUUAGCAUCAGCAUCGACUCUGAACUGCAGCCAGAUUUAUACACAUCCAAAUUGAAGUCGACCCCUGUGUAGCGAAGGUAUUGUAUCGGCGGGAAAUAUUCUUCAACAAGUAUUGGCCGUACAGUCUGAAGGACGCAGUCGACGAGAUUUUAUGAAAGGAAAGUCAGCCCCUUCAUCCUCUCCCUUUGCCGCCGUGAGGCCAUUCGAGCUGAUUUUACGAACACCCUUACGACGCCGACUCACCGCAAAGUUCAGCCGGGCCGCCGAUGAGUCCGCGGGACUCACUAGGAUGUCGCCGACAGGUUCUCGGUGUGAAAGAAGAACGACACUGUGAGCGUGGACAUCUAUUGGACUCUCCCUGAGGUGGACACGUCACAUGUGAAAAUGACUGACUCGUAUCUGACCUACAGAGUCAACAAAGUUCGCCAACGUGGUCUAAUUUUGAAUGACUCGGCAUCCAACGUGUGCUUUUGUUGUUUUGAACAUACACCGGAAGAGUAGGUUUUGUCGAUGAAGCUCACUUUGUCAGAAGCAUUUAUGUUAGCAGACCCCUGGCUCAGUGCGAGCGUGUAUACGCGUGCGUGUGUGCGUGUGCGCGCACAUCCAGGGAUGCACUGUGAAACAAAGCAUAUCAAAUUGAAUUUUUCAUACUCUUGUGCAUUUCUAGGCCCCACCCCCUGACUGGAACGGUAUGCGCAAACCGAAGGACUAGGAGUUGGGUCCCGCUGGAAAGAGAAUGGAGGGGGGAAAAAAAUCUACGAUAACAGAAUAAAAUUCUACUACAUCUUAAAAAAAGGGCCUAAUAUUGCUAGAAAAAAAGAAGUUGUUGUUUUCGAGAAGGAAGUCACAAUAAGGUAAAAAAAAAAAAAAAAAACAACGAUAGCGUUCCCCAACUAUUCAAGUGAGUUUUCCAGCAAAUAAAGCAGGAUAGGUUCCCCCACUCAAAAAAAAACAUUGAAACAAAUCAGGAGGAAAAGUUUGACAAGCCACAAAACAUUUUUGGCACCUCAUCACCUGCUGCAGUAUAAACACUUUUAACGCGUGAAUGGUUCAAAAAUGACCCACUUAACUCACCCGUGGAUUUGUUCGACAAACAUUCAAUUUAUAUCGGACACAUCUUCCUGUUCAUUGGCCUUUGGUGAGAAUUUUGACAUUCACUUGUUAAAAUGACCACUUUAUUUCCAUGAACAAAUCAUUUUCUCCCAAAAAGGAUGACAUAUUUUUUUUCCAGGGGGGCGGGGCGGUUGCCACUUUUGUUCUUGUAACUUUCGACUUGUUCUUGUAAUUUCCCUUUUUUUCUUUUCAAAUGCUCCUUCAUAGAAUGCACGCCUGCCGCUAAAUUGUGUUAUUGUGUGGACAUUUCAAAGAGUUUGCCCGUUUCCGUUCUUUCAUUCUGGUCUUUGACUUUAUGCGUCGAAAAAUGUGUGCGGGACGGAGGCGGGAAUAGAAUUGAACGAAGUGACUCAAAAUUCUGCCGGCCAGAACAUUUCCGAUGCCGUCUAUUUGGGAAUACUGUUAUAAAAUCAACUCUUAUUUUGAUAUGAAAUGUUUUGUUCAGCUGACUUCAGAUGCUUGAUAUGUUUGACAUGAUAUGCUGUACAUAUAACAAUACAAUUCAUGUAUUUUAUCUUCAAAGUAAGAUGAUUGAAAAUGUGCAUUAGGCCCCUUUCACUGAGUUGUCUUCACUUCCGCUGACUGUUGCUAGCGCUACAACAACAAUUUCAUAAUUACGCGCCGUGUCAUUCUAAAUAAAGCCAGUAAAAUACUCUUUCGUCCAGAAAUAGCGAUUCCAAAUUAAAAGCAGCGGUAGUAAGUUAUUUGCCAUGGUUUUUACAUGUGGCGCAUCGUCAGGUUUAUAUGAUGAAAAUAUCCCGAAACGGCGAAGCAUGCGACCGUAUUGCAUUCUUGAUCCAGAUCGCGGUCAGUGAGCACCUUUUGAUUUGUUACAACAACAACAAAAGCACGAUAGAGUUCAACUUGCUUUCGUCGGAUGUUCACAUACUUUGUGCAAUGUUAACAAAACUUCGAGAGCAAUCGAAAGAAAAAAGGUCGUCAAGGUCCGUAUUGUCCGAAUUGCGUCGAAGUCCUUUUUUACGCACUUUCAUCGAUCCGUAUUCUCCCGUCCAGACUUCUGACGCACCCGCCGCGUGUAAACUGGGAAUGAGCGCGGGAAUAGCAGAGAGACUGCGCGCAGCUGCGAGACUUGUACAUUCCAAUGAAAUCUGCGAAGAAGAUAAAGGCCACUGUUACAUUUGAAAUGACCUUUCGCGAUAGCGGGUGUGCAAGCCGCUCCUGCUGCACUCGGACUUUGAAGGAGCGCAAUGAGAGUAGGAAAGAAAUCCAACAAAAUUGAAUCCGAAUUCUGUGCUUACGACUCCAUUCGUGUUUCGAAGGCCGUCAACUAAAACAAUGCCGUGUUGCCAACCUUGCUCGAGCUCAUCGGUCCUCAGCCUGCUUUUUGCGCCACAGACCAGUUGUACCUGCAUCCAAACUUCGAGUUCAAUCGAAUUGGGAACCUUUCUUGGGCAACUGACAGGCGACAGCUUUGUCACUCGUAAGAGGAAAAGUACUUCAGUUGUCCGGAAAUGCGCUCAAGGCCACAUUUGACAGGGAACGCCCACAUUUUAGGGUCGCUCCACCCAGAGUGAGUAUGUGGCCUGAAGGUGGAGAAUCUGCGCACAGCUGCAAGUGCUCGGACGGCAGACAGCCACAGUGUUGAUGUUCGAACUUGGCGUAUUAAUACUCGACCGAGAGCGAUAACAAUGCGAUCUAUCGCCCUUGUUUUGGCCAUUGUUUUUCUCAUGGCUUCGUCAUCGAGCCUCCGUCAGUAUUUUUCCCACUUACUGUACGUUCGCUUUCUUUGGGCCGAUCGACUCACGUUUGUUCAAAAGAAAUGAAUUCAUAACACUUCAGCUGAGGAACUUCUGUGCCACUUCGUCUUUAUUUCCAAAUACUCUGAAAACAAUAUGAGUCCCAUUUUACUUUUGUUGAUUCUAUUUAGUUAUUCCAUUAGCGUAUACAGCGAGUAGAAGUGAAGAUAAGAGAGAGAGAGAGAGAGAGAGAGAGCGGACACGAUAACACGAACACCAAUGAGCUCUCUUAAAAUCAACAAAACACACAAGCUGAAAUCUACAAAAUAAAUGAGCAGUCUAUAAAAAAACUUUUCUUUUUUUUGGAAUCUAGGACAAAAGCAUUGUAUUGCAUCAUGUUGUGUUGUGCUGCUCCCUGUUAAUGUGGCUAGCCCCUUGUUUUUUCUUUCUUUUUCUUUUUUUGCUGGUGUUAAAAUCCUGUACAUCUCUGUUGUAAAGUAUGCAUUUGAGGAUAUAAAGAGAUGAUCUGCU